Cannabis sativa is the source of this 624-nucleotide messenger RNA. RefSeq lists its product as uncharacterized. Bases 1 to 624 code for a protein of 207 amino acids. The record is from RefSeq and is a predicted model, not a curated record. Gene Ontology annotation, molecular function: nucleic acid binding; RNA-DNA hybrid ribonuclease activity. Lineage: Eukaryota; Viridiplantae; Streptophyta; Magnoliopsida; Rosales; Cannabaceae. The transcript is spliced from 2 exons.
AUGUUGUGGCGCGCCUUGACUAACUGCCUUCCAACCUAUCUCAAUCUUGUUACUAAACAUGUAGAUGUGUCUGUCCUUUGCCCCAUGUGUGAAACACAUCCCGAAAACACUUCUCAUGCCUUGAUUGAGUGUGCUCUGACUACUUCCUGCUGGCAUUUUCUUGGGGUUCAUUGCCCGUAUCCCCCUGGCACUUUUGCCUCUUGGCUUGAACACAUAUUUUCUUCUUCUGCGACCGAAGAUAUGUGUAAAAUUGCUAUGGUUUGUUGGGCACUGUGGAAUGCGCGGAAUAAAAAAGUGUGGAAGAAACAAUCUUCCUCUCUGAAUGAGGUGAUAGGAAUGAGCGCGCUUUGGGUCAAACCGGUGUUGGAAACCAUCAAGAUUAAUGUUGAUGCAGCUUCAUUUGAGCAGGAAAAUUCUUAUGGUUACGGGAUGGCCGCCCGUGACCAGCUUGGUUCCCCUCUUCACAUUCAGGCUGAGUAUCAUGGCGGUUACUUUCCAUCUGAAGUGGUUGAAGCAAUGGGUAUCAAAGAAGCACUUAGUUGGAUCAAGGCAAACCAUUGGAAGGGAGUUACGAUCGAGAGUGACAGCAUGCUCGCCGUUCAGGCUAUUCAUUCUACUCAGUGA